Triticum turgidum subsp. durum (durum wheat) is the source of this 2058-nucleotide messenger RNA. The record is from the annotation of a GenBank genome assembly. NCBI's taxonomy places the organism in Eukaryota, Viridiplantae, Streptophyta, Magnoliopsida, Poales, Poaceae.
AUGUUCUACUCCAAGACGAUGCUGUCCAAGAAGGGCCCGCUGGGCGCGGUGUGGGUGGCGGGCGUCCGCGGCGUCGCCGCGCUCACCAGGGACCAGGUCCUGCGCACCGACGUCGCCUCCUCCGUCGACAAGAUUUUGCCCGACGUUGAAACCACAUACAGAAUACUUGGGCUGCUUCUGCUUGGCGUUGUUAGGAUUUACUCCAAGAAGGUGGAAUACCUCUGCUAUGACAGCAAUCAGUUUUUUGAAUCAACUGUAAGAGGGAAGAAAGUUCUAAAGCGAGGGAAGAAAGGUGCUUGUGCAAGAAGAUUGGUGCUAGACCAAGAAGACACUAGAAGAGCGAAAAGAGUUGCUGUAGUUCAAGUCCCAGGAUUGGACGAACCAGCUGACCUUCCACCAAUCUUCACCGUACCCAAAAGAUUUGAGCUCGACUCUUUUGAUUUGCAGAUACCUGAAGACAGAGAGGAUGACAAUGAUGAUCAUCACCAAUUGCCUCGUCAAGAUACUUUGCUGGAAGAUGAACAUCAGCGUAUGCCAAAUUUUUACGAGUCUUAUCAGGGGAUGCCAUAUGCUGAUCUGGACUCUGCUUACGUUGUGCCAGUAUGCAUCAUCCCAGCUGAAAUGAUCAGUGUCACUGAUGAAGUCACCGAUCUUCUGUACUUGAGUAACAUAGGGGAUGAACUUGAAAAUGAAAGUCAGAAUGCUGAUCCUGCUUGCUUUACACCAGUGAAGGAUGUUCUUCCACCUGAGGCGAUGGAUAUGAUGGCUGAAGUAAGUGAGCUUCCAGAGAAAAGCAAAGAGGUGAAGAAAGCUAGAAGAGAAGUGAAUGGUGAAGAGAAUGGUGAUCCGUCUUGUUCUACCCCUUUGCCGGAGAAUCAAGAAAUGCAAAGACCUGUGAAUGCUGUGGAGAAUGUGGUGUCUGCAGAUCUUGAUGAAAAUCAUCCUGUAGUCGAAGAAUCAGAAAAUGGGUUAGCGGUAGGAAAACCGAACACAACACUAUCUGUAGAAAUUCCUGACAUCGAGGAACAAGAGUCUCUGGAACCUUCCACUCCAGAGCCCUUGCGAGAGGGAGCCUCAGAAAAAUUUGGUGUUGCAACACCUGCUCAAAAUGAGAAGCGCCAGGUUACCAGAAAAAGGAGGAGGGGGUUAUACAAUAAGAGAAAAGUUUGGGUGUUGUGGGAUGAGAAUGUUGUCCUUGAUAAUGACACGAUGAGAGAAAUUGUAGACGGGGUUGGUGUAGAGGAUCUAGUUGUCAAAAGAAGGAAGGCGCCUCACACUCGCCAUCAGAUUUGGAGGGAGUCAAGAUUUCGUUCUCUGCAGGAUACUUUCAUGGAGCCAAUUCUUCAGUGUGAUAACAUUGAGCCAAUUCUUCAAUAUUCGACUACAGUGCGCCUUAAUUCUACUACAGCCGAUGCCUCAUGCGGGGAAUCCGUUAAAGCAAAGAAGUGUCUUUCAUAUGAACCUGCUGAAUCCAACAAUCCCCACAAGGAAGCUGCAAAUGAAGAAACAGAAUGUGUCCCAGAUGAACUGACAAAUGGCAUCCAUACUCCUAUUGGGUGCUACAAUCAAAGUCAGCAAAGUCAAGAUGUUUGUGAAUGCAAUGAUGAUACACCUUAUGAAAAGAACAGCACACUAGUCAAUGGAGAGGAAUCAGGGCUGCCAGAAGAGAGAUUGUAUGAAUCAACCAGUCACAGUGCAUUGCGCAAUGAAUCGUUGACUGCUGACAUAGAUGCGGAUAUUCCUAUGGAUGAAGAGAAUGCUGCCAGAGAUGAAGAUUUCCCGCUUUCAACAAGAACUAGGGCAGUAGCAAAGUGCCUUCAUCAGCUAUUCUUGGACCAGAAGAGCCAGCAGCAAAGCAAUGUCCCCGUGACGCUCGGCCAGGCCCUCGAAGGCAGCAAGAGGAAAACCACAGCAAGAUUCUUCUAUGAAACUCUGAUCCUCAAGAGCCGCGGGUUGAUAGAUGUGAAUCAGGAGAAGCCCUAUGAGAACAUCACAAUCUCUGCGACUCCACAACUCGACGCGGUGCUGCAGAAUCCAGUGCCCCCUUCAACUUCUUAG